AUGCUUCUGAACUGUGGACAGCCGUUGCCUCUAUUGAGGCAUACAGACGUGCCGCCUCGAGUCAUAGAAAACUUUAUCCUCACUGGUUACCGCUUCCCAAACUACAGCCUGAAGGAUUGCUUACUGUCAGCAUUCAGACCUACCAAUGAAACUGGAAACUUCUGGACUCACUUCCUGCCAGUUUUCAUUUUUUCAUACUAUUUUGUGGAGGUGUUUGGUUGGGAAGGUGCGCCACAUGGUGACGAUCCAUUCUUUUAUCCACUUUGGAAUUAUUAUAUUGGGGUGUUCUGUCUGCUAAUGGCUAGCAGCAUGGCCCACCUGCUCAACUCAAUGUCUCUUGUGGUAAGGGAAGUAUGCUUCUUUGUGGAUUAUGGCACUAUCAGCUCCUACACGGUUGGCUCGUCACUGGCGUAUUACUACUACAUCCACCCUCGUGCAGGAAUAGUGGAGAUAGGAGGCCGAAAUGACUCCCAUAUGGACCUGAACCAUGAACCUGCCCAUUCUCCCAUAUCAUCACCCUUUGCAAUGCCAGAGUUCAGCGUGUUUUUUGAGACCUUCUACAUCCCGAGUGCAUGUGUUGUAGCAAUCAUUUGCGUCUUAUCUUGCUGUAAUACUCGCCAGAGGUGGAGGCAGUAUCGGUAUGUCAUCCGGACCUUUGUCUUCCUCCUCCCAUUCCUUGUCUCAUCCACGCCGGUUUUCUACCGCCUCCUCACUAGAUCGCCUUAUUCCCCCACCUCCUCCUCCUUCGCUGCUUCCACCUCCAUGCCCAGCUUCUUCUAUCGUCACUGCCUCUGGUUGCUGGUGUCAGCAGUCUUCAACAUCAGCAAGAUCCCUGAGCGCUUAGCCCCAGGGUGCUUUGACAUCUGGGGGCACAGCCACCAGUGGUUCCACUGCUGCACGUUUUUGUCCAUCCUCGAUGAACUCCACAUGAUCAAGACAGAGGUCAGGGCCAUGUUGCUCAGCCCGAAUCUGCUGCUACCCCCUGCCACCCUCGCCCGCCUACCUGGACCCACCAUAGCUUCCACCUACGGGGUAAUGUUCCUCCUCCAGACCACCAUCAUCUCCAUUAUUACGUGGUUCUCCUGGCAUGCCAACUGUAUUUAUGGACCACAGAGAGACCAGCUAGAAAAGGAACACCGCAACAAACACCUGAAAUGUCACUGAUCGCAAACAAGAUCCAUCUUUUUUUCUUCUUUUGUUUAACAUUCACUACUGUGAAGGAAGAUUUGCACAUGCAUACAGAGCCAUGCCACAAAGAGAAGCGCACAAGAAACAAUAAUUCCCUUCUGAUUUCAUGUCCCGCACAUGUCUCUACCCCGUUUGAGAGCGGUUUUCAAGCUCUCAUGAGGGGAAAUUGGGGUCAACGGGAGAUGAGAGGAUUAUAUUCUGAGCUCACCACAGGGUGUCUGUCUGGUUGAGUGGAUAUUGGAGGACCUUGCCAGUUUUUUCCCCUGACCUGCUCCAGCAUGUUCCACAAGGAUGUCUGAGCAGCGAGGACAAUAACUACCUCUAGGGACUCUACACUUGAG
Scomber japonicus (chub mackerel) is the source of this 1529-nucleotide messenger RNA. RefSeq names its product progestin and adipoQ receptor family member 9 (gene paqr9). The record is from RefSeq and is a predicted model, not a curated record. Gene Ontology annotation, molecular function: signaling receptor activity. Bases 1 to 1164 code for a protein of 387 amino acids. NCBI's taxonomy places the organism in Eukaryota, Metazoa, Chordata, Actinopteri, Scombriformes, Scombridae. The transcript has a single exon. Gene Ontology annotation, cellular component: membrane.